AUGUACUAUGUGGAAGGGAGCGCACAGAGCACAUGUGCCACCCGGCCGGCUUUCGGACGUACCCCACGUACAUACCUAGUACACUAUCAGGGCAAUCUGCCAGGUAAGCUCGGAGCGGGGUGGACAGUGGACACUGCUAAGGUGCAACCACAAAGAAGAAUCCAGUACGCAUCCGCUACGAUUCGUCGAGCACCUUCCGACAACGGCUGGGCAUCUGUGCUUCUCCGCUUGUUUAGAAAGCCCUCCGGCCUGGUUGGUUGCUCCCUCUCCCUGACUUUUCGCCGUGUGCUGGAUGGUCGACUGGCCGGGCGGUCCCCCGAUCUCGGGGCUUCCCGAGUUUCCGCCAGCUCAUUCUUUGAGGUCAUCACCUUAUCAAGCACAGUGUAUGGUCUCACCUUGCUUAGAGGUACUACUACUCCGUAUAGUGAGCUGGAAUCUGAGGAAGCGUCCCUACAAGGAGUAGGUGUAUACUACGUAGUACCUAUGUUCGUCUCCUGA
Messenger RNA from Penicilliopsis zonata CBS 506.65, 498 nucleotides. RefSeq lists its product as hypothetical. Lineage: Eukaryota; Fungi; Ascomycota; Eurotiomycetes; Eurotiales; Aspergillaceae. The coding region runs from base 1 to 498 and encodes 165 amino acids. The transcript has 2 exons. The record is from RefSeq and is a predicted model, not a curated record.